AUGGAGAGCGAAAUCACCCACAUCCUCGCCUCCCUCUUUCUCGCUCAGCCACCCGCGCUCCCAGCCAACCGCAUCGCGCCCAACCUCGCGACCCGCCUCCGCCUCCUCUCGCUCCCCGACGCCCCGCCAAGGGCAAACGACCCGGCGUCGUCCCUGGCAGGCACACAUCCGCACCCGCACCCGCUCGGCUUCCUCCCCGAAGCUCACAGCGGCGCAGCCGACGACGGCGGCGAUGAUGGCCCCAACAGCGACGCAGCCAGGACGCGCCUCAUCCGCUGGCUCGUCACCGACCUAUACCCCUCCGACCACCCCGUCCCCACCCUAGACCGCGUGUCCGACCUCUUCUGGAGCCUCCGCGCACGCCUCAUCAGCGCUCCCAAACCCGCACACAUCGCACACUUGCACAGCGACAUCGUCCAGCGCACCCUCUACGCACCCGGCGACGCCCGCAGCUUCCGAAUCCGCCUAGACCUCUCACCAGGCCAUGCCGACCCCGAACAGCUCACCGUUUUGCUCGUCGCCGACUGCGGCAACCCCACCGGCAUCACAGUCAGUUACGAAAACAUGCUCCCCACCUCGUCCAUCCCCAUCGUCGGCGACGUAUGGUCGGCCGUCGUACCGCCAAUGCACACACCCGGCCCGCAAGCCGUCUCGUCGCUGGCAGCCGCGCCGGCAUCCUCAUCCGCAACGCCCAACGACCAAGACGAGCAAGACCCCGCAGAGUACAUUGGCGACGCGGACGACUUCUGGGCCGGCUACUCGGACGACGAGGGCAGCAUCGCAGCACCAUCAGCGCCCGACACCCGGCCGGCUCCAGGCGCGGGCGUUCCAACCGAUCGGCACGCGUUCGGACUCACAGUUGACCAUCGUAACGGCGUCUCGGAUCGAGAAGAGCUAGUGGCGCUGCGGGAUGAGAACGUGCAGCUCAAGAAGCAGCUGCGCACCGCCCUCGACGACAUCAGGCGGAUCCGCGACGAGGCCAGCACGGUCAUCGCUGCUCUGGAGACACUCCUGCCGUCCGCGGCAUAA
Pseudozyma flocculosa PF-1 is the source of this 1029-nucleotide messenger RNA. RefSeq lists its product as uncharacterized. Bases 1 to 1029 code for a protein of 342 amino acids. The record is from RefSeq and is a predicted model, not a curated record. Lineage: Eukaryota; Fungi; Basidiomycota; Ustilaginomycetes; Ustilaginales; Ustilaginaceae. The transcript has a single exon.